Exophiala dermatitidis NIH/UT8656 is the source of this 1335-nucleotide messenger RNA. Its product is annotated as DNA polymerase kappa subunit. Gene Ontology annotation, cellular component: cytoplasmic vesicle; AP-2 adaptor complex. NCBI's taxonomy places the organism in Eukaryota, Fungi, Ascomycota, Eurotiomycetes, Chaetothyriales, Herpotrichiellaceae. The transcript is spliced from 2 exons. Gene Ontology annotation, molecular function: clathrin-cargo adaptor activity. The record is from RefSeq and is a predicted model, not a curated record. Bases 1 to 1335 code for a protein of 444 amino acids. Gene Ontology annotation, biological process: clathrin-dependent endocytosis; intracellular protein transport.
AUGUUGAGCGGCAUCCUCCUCUUCAACCAGAAGGGGGAGAACCUCAUCUUUCGAGCAUUCCGACCGGACUGUCGACCACGGCUGGCCGACAUAUUUCGCAUCCAAGUCAUCUCGAACGCCCAAGUGCGCUCACCUAUCCUCACGCUCGGGUCGACGACGUUUAGCCACGUGAAGCACGAGAACAUCUACAUUGUGGCAAUUACCAAGAGCAAUGCCAACGCGGGCAUUAUCUUUGAGUUUUUGUAUCGCUUCAUCGCGCUGGGGAGACAAUACUUUGGCAAGUUUGACGAGGAUGCGGUCAAGAACAAUUUUGUUUUGAUCUAUGAGUUGCUGGAUGAAAUCCUCGACUUUGGAUACCCCCAAAACACCGACGUCGACGUCCUCAAAAUGUACAUUACACCCGACAACAUCUCGUCAGCGAUCCGAUCGGUGUCGGCGCCGUCGAGCGACACUUCAAGAAUUACCAUGCAGGCCACAGGGGCACAAUCGUGGCGGAGAGGAGACAUCAAAUACCGCAAGAACGAGGCGUUUGUGGACGUGAUCGAAGACGUUAACCUCCUCAUGAGUGCCACGGGGACAGUUUUGCGGGCUGAUGUGACGGGCCAGAUUGUGAUGAGAGCAUAUCUCAGCGGAACGCCCGAGUGCAAGUUCGGCCUCAACGACCAACUGGUGGUUGGGCAGGUGGCCCAGGGCAUCGAUGGACCUAUCGGCAAUCAAGAUGGGAAACGGAAAGCCACGCGAGCGGCCGCCGGGUCCGUCACGUUGGAAGAUUGUCAGUUCCACCAGUGUGUGCAGCUGGGCAAAUUCGAGAGCGACCGCACCAUCUCGUUUGUGCCGCCGGACGGGGAAUUCGAGCUCAUGCGCUACCGCGCCGUCGAAAACGUCAAUCUGCCAUUCAAGGUCCAUGCCAUUGUGCGUGAGGUUGGCACCACCAAAGUCGAAUAUAGUAUUGCCGUCAAAGCCAACUAUGGGAGCAAGCUGUUUGCCACCAAUGUCGUGGUCAGGAUCCCUACCCCCUUGAACACUGCUUCUAUUUCGGAGAGGACCACCCAGGGCAAAGCCAAAUACGAGCCGGAAAAUAAUUGUAUCGUCUGGAAGAUUGCCCGGUUUGUGGGCGGCAGCGAGUAUGUGCUUUCUGCUGAAGCUCAUUUGACGAGCAUGACCAACCAGAAGGCUUGGUCUCGUCCGCCCUUGAGCAUGAAUUUCUCUCUGCUCAUGUUCACCAGUUCGGGUCUGCUCGUCAGGUACCUCAAGGUCUUUGAGAAGAGUAAUUACUCGAGUGUCAAAUGGGUGCGAUACAUGACGAGAGCAGGGAGCUACGAGAUACGAUUUUAA